AUGGCUACUCAGAAGCAGCUAAGGUUGAUCUAUGACACAGUAGAUAACCAUCUCAAGUAUUAUGAUACAACAUUUGCCGCUUACUUGAAGCUCCGGCAGGAAAUCCUCCUCGUCAACUCAACAAUCAUUAGAGAACUCAACCAAGAUGAGGCCGAUCAAGUGUCAAGCACCCCCAGAAAGUUGUCUUCCAAAUUGUCUUUCAAACUACACCAGCUACAACUUGAAUUGCUGAAGACCGAGCUAACCUAUAAAACGCACAUGCAAGAACUCGACAAUUUUUUGCAAAUUCAAAAGACAAUGAAACCAGAUAUCAUAACAGGCAUCAAGCUGCAGCUAGAAGAAGUAACGAAACGAGAUCAGGAGUUGGUGGCACGAAUAAACGAUAUCGAAACCAUGCAGAAACCGCUAUUGGACAGGAUCACCGCUCUAACCAAGAGCUUCAACUCGAAUCUAGUUUCGUCGACUGCCAGGACAAUGUACCCGACAAUGAUCCACAUGCUAGGCAAGGACGAGUCCAAGCGUGAAAAGGAAUCCAUGGAGAUAGAUUUCAAGUCGCUAGUGUUUGAUACAAAGGAGCUCCAACGACAAUUUACGGACUUGACCGAGUCGAAAAUCACGCAAACCACCAACAUUUCGGAAUUUAUUGGUUCAAACACGAGACUAUUUGACAAAUUGAACGACGAUGAAGACGACUCCAGUAUAAUCUACAAGCUUUCAAGGUCAGCAUUGCAUGAUCUCGGUGCUACAACCACGUUGGAAGAGUAUGAUUGCCUCAUUGCCAAAACAAUCGAGCAAAUCCAAACAUUGCAAAACGAAGGCGAAUCGACUCGUUUAAGUUGGGAAUCCAACGCUGACAAAGUGAUCCAAUUCAGUGCCAUCAUCAGGGAUUCAUCAGGUGACGGAGAUACCGAGAUGGGUUCAUGA
Molecule: messenger RNA, 924 nt
Organism: Lodderomyces beijingensis
Lineage: Eukaryota; Fungi; Ascomycota; Pichiomycetes; Serinales; Debaryomycetaceae
Source: the annotation of a GenBank genome assembly